This is a messenger RNA of Closterium sp. Naga37s-1, 1563 nucleotides long. Lineage: Eukaryota; Viridiplantae; Streptophyta; Zygnematophyceae; Desmidiales; Closteriaceae. The record is from the annotation of a GenBank genome assembly.
AUGGCCGUUGACGUGGCAUCGAUGUCGGUGGAGGAGUUGGAGGCCGUGUGGCUGAGGCGAGCCGGCAUGAGGAGCGACCUGAGUGUGACUAUACCGGGGGUGACUGCACCAGGAGUGACUGUAUCCGGAGUCUCUUUCAACGUUCACAAGUACCCACUAUACGCACGCACGUCGCCAGCUUCUGUUAUGGAAUGGAUUUCAAGAUCUCACCACUUGAUGUUCCUGCUUCCCCCCUUGUCCCGUCUCACCUCCCAUGCUAUGCCCUCCCUCCACCGCCCCUACGCCCCUCCAAAGAUGACUCCCCGCAAGGGCAUGGGCAAGUACCGUGUGAACCUGCUGUCCCUUCGUCCCUCUCUCACCCCGCUACUUCCUUCCCUGCAUCCCCCCUCCCUCCCGAAAUCCCCUCACCCACCAGCCGCAUUCCUUGGAAUGACAGACGAUUCGCGCAAGGGCAUGGGCAAGUACCGUGUGAACCUGCUGUCAUGUCAUCCCUCUCUCACCUCUAUGCCUCCCUCUCUUUCCUCUCCCUCUUCCUGCUUUCCCCUUCCCUCCUCUUCCCCAGCCGCAUUCCUUGGAAUGACCGAUGAUUCGCGCAAGGGCAUGGGCAAGUACCGAGUGAACCUGCUGUCGUUCGCCGCUGCUGCCAUGGCGGGCAUGCUGAAACACGCUGAUGCUGCCCUUGCUGUGUUGAGAGGCUGUGCCGGCCUGCUGGCAGAAGCAGAUGCACUGGGAAUCGUGGACGAGGCAGCCGACAGGCUGGCGGACCAUGCGGUUACCAGUCACAACCUCUGCACCACACCCAUUCACACCUGCGAUGGUAUCGCUCUCCUGCCUCUCGACAUCUUCCUUCGCGUUCUAGGAAAGUUUAAGGAAAAGAAUCUGCCCGAGAAGGAAAUCGGCAGCGCAAUCGCCUUCUACGCUCAGCACAACCUGCCCGACCCCAAAUCCCUCGCUGCCCUCUCUUACUCCGACCUUCCUCCUCCCUCUCCCCACUCUUCCUCCUCCUCUUCCACCUCCUCCUCGUCUUCCGCCUCUCUCUCUCCCGCGCAUUACCGUCGGGUCCUGGAGGGAUUGACAGCAGCCCUGCCUGCUGCUGCUGCCAGUGUGCCCAUGCAACCACUGCUGGGGCUGCUGCGCUGUGCUAUAGUGCUCAACGCAAGUGAAGGGGUCAAGGCCACCCUACAGCGCCGAGCAGGAGCGCUCUUCACCGAUGCAUCCCUGGACGAUCUGCUCAUGCUGGAGACUAGCGACGUGCAGGGUCUGCUGCACGGAUUUGCAUCGGAGGAGCACCUCUCCACUCUGCCUGAUCGCGCGCAAGCCCUGCAGGCAGCAGCAGCACUCAUCGACUCUUAUCUCCUCCACCUCUCCUCCCCUCCAACACCCUACCCUGAUGCUGCUGCCUCUGCUUCUCACUCUUCCCCCGCUCCCUUCUUUUCACCCCCUUACAGGCAGCAGCAGCACUCAUCGACUCUUUACCUCCUCCACCUCUCCUCCCCUCCAACACCCUACCCUGAUGCUGCUGCUGACGGCACUUCUGCUACUGUUGCCCGUGCUGCCACUUGA